UUUCAAUCUUAUAUAUCUGUAUCAAGCCAAAGUUACGUACUACUGAUCAUCAAAGACAAAAGAAAUGGAGGUGCGCAGUUGUGUGGACAUGAAGGGCCUUGUCCUACAAGUCCUCAAAGGAAGAUGGCUCAUGGUUUUUGCUUCAUUCCUAAUGAUGGUCACUGCCGGAGCAAGCUACAUGUUCGGCCUCUAUUCCAACGACAUCAAGUCCGUCCUUGGCUAUGACCAAACGACACUCAACUUAAUCAGCUUCUUCAAGGACUUAGGAGGCAACAUUGGCAUCUUUUCCGGCCUAAUCAACGAGGUCACACCGCCUUGGGUGGCCUUAUCAAUCGGUGCAGUCCUAAACUUUUUCGGACACUUCAUGAUUUGGCUUGCUGUUACACAAAAAAUCCCCAAACCAAAAGUUUGGCACAUGUGUAUGUACAUCUCUAUAGGGUCAAAUUCACAUACUUUCACCAACACUGGAGCUCUUGUCACCUGUGUUAAGAACUUCCCCGAAAGCCGGGGUGUUGUGUUAGGCCUUUUGAAAAGCUAUACCGGUAUAAGUGCAGCUGUGAUUGCACAGCUCUACCAUGCUGCCUAUGGCGAUGACACAAAGUCCUUCACUUUGUUGGUGGCUUGGCUUCCUACAGCAAUCUCUUUCGCUUUCAUUGGAACCAUUCGGAUCAUGAAGGUUAGUCGCCGCCCGAAUGAGCUCAAAGCUUUCUAUAAUUUCCUUUAUAUUUCACUUGCCCUAGCAGCAUUUUUGCUGAUUAUAAUUAUUGUUGAGAAAAGUUUUAGGUUUAAUCAAAGAGAGUAUGUUGGAAGUGCAACUGUUGUGCUCUUUUUGCUCUUUUUACCACUUGGUGUGGUAAUUAUGGAAGAAUAUAAAGUCUGGAAGAGCAAGCGAGAUUCAAACCAAGAAACCAUUUCCUCUCCAACCCCACAGUUAUCAUUUACUGUUCCAUACAAAAAAGUUUCACCCUGGAACAAGAAUAUUUUUACCCCACCAGAAAUUGGUGAGGACUUCACUAUUUUGCAAGCACUUUUCAGCAUUGAAAUGCUGACCUUACUGUUGGCAACAAUCUGUGGCCUUGGAGGCACAAUGACCAUGAUGGACAACUUGGGGCAGAUUGGAACUUCUUUUGGAUACCCCUUACGAAGCAUCCGAUACUUUGUAUCCCUUACAAGCAUAUGGAAUUAUUUAGGGCAAAUAUCCGCUGGUAUAGGCUCCGAAAUCUUCAUCACAAAGUACAAAUGGCCUCGGCCUCUAAUCUUCACUGCAAUCCUCUUGCUCUCAUGUGUCGGUCAUCUUCUAAUCGCGUUCAACGUCCCGUAUGGUCUCUAUGUUGCUUCAGUGGUAACCGGUUUCUGUUUUGGUGCUCACUGGCCGCUAAUUUUUACCCUAAUUUCGGAGCUUUUUGGCCUCAAAUAUUACUCAACUUUGUACAAUUUCGGAGGGCUGGCAAGCCCAAUAGGGUUAUAUUUGCUCAAUGUGAGGGUCGCAGGGCACUUGUAUGACAUGGAAGCUAAGAAGCAAAUGGUAGCUUUAGGGCUAAGGAGGAAGGCUGGGGAGGAGCUGAAUUGUGUUGGGGGGCAGUGCUUCAAAUUGUCCUUCAUUAUAAUUGCAGUGGUGACAUUUCUGGGGGCACUUGUUUCUUUGGUUUUGGUGGUUAGGACAAGGAAGUUUUAUAAGAGUGAUAUUUAUAAGAAGUUUAGGGGGGAGGUGAGCGUGGCUGAUGAGACAGAAAUUGUGGUUGCUAAGAAUGGUGUGGGAGCAGCAGAAGCGAAAUUUGUAAUUGUGUAAUUUGUAAUAUUGUGGGUGCAAUAAUAUAAGGAAUUAAUAAACUUAUCGAAUU
This is a messenger RNA of Malus domestica (apple), 1841 nucleotides long. RefSeq names its product protein NUCLEAR FUSION DEFECTIVE 4-like. The record is from RefSeq and is a predicted model, not a curated record. NCBI's taxonomy places the organism in Eukaryota, Viridiplantae, Streptophyta, Magnoliopsida, Rosales, Rosaceae. Gene Ontology annotation, cellular component: membrane.